UGAACUCAGGUCCUCCUGAAUCCAGGGCCUGUGCUCUAUCCACUGCGCCACCUAGCUGCCCCUUGGGUCUCCUGUCUGUGAGGGCUCAUUCUGCCCAGUCACCAAUGACGUUUUUAGUCUUUCGUUUGCUAUUGGCCGGCAGAGCCUCCGUGAAGCCAACCACAAGUUAGGGAUUCGCCCCUCUGCAAACCCCGCGCAGUUUGGUCUCGGUGAUCCUGGGCUUCUCUGCGAUCCUGGGCUUCUCUGCCCGGACCAUGGAGUCUUGUCUGCGCUCUCUCAUUUUGUUGGGGACCCUGGCCCUGCCGGAGACCUGGGCAGGCUCUCACUCCCUGAGGUAUUUCUACACCGCCGUGGCCUCGCCCGAGCUCCCGGAGCCGCGGUUCCUCGUCGUGGGCUGCGUGGACGACCAGCAGUUCGUGCGCUUCGACAGCGCCCGCGCGAGUCCGAGGAUGGAGCCCCGGGCGGCGUGGAUGGAGCGGAUGGACUGGGAGGAGCCGGGCUACUGGGAGCGGGAGGUGCGGAACAUGGAGGGGGAAACGCAGAGUUUCCUAGAGUACCUGAACACCCUGCGCGGCUACUUCAACCACAGCCAGGGCGGGGUCCACACCCUCCAGCGCACGUACGGCUGCGAGGUCUCCUCCAAGCUCACCUUCCAGCGCGGGUUUCAACAAGACGCCUACGACGGACGCGACUACAUCGCGCUGGACACGGAGACCUCCACGUGGACGGCGGCGGUGCCGGAGGCUGUGAACACCAAGCGUGAGUGGGAGGCUAACACGACCAUGGCGGAGAGACGGAAAGCCUACCUGGAGGAGGAGUGCGUGCUGUGGCUGAAGAAGUACCUGGAGAUGGGGAAGGAGACGCUGCAGAGGCCAGGUACCCCCGCCCCCCCGCAGUGUGCGCGGCACUCAAGGCCCCCGCUCCCCUUCUCCCCGUCCCCUGCAGCCCCAGGCACCCCUUGCACCCCAGACCCUACCCUGACCCGCCACACUGCCCCCCACGGGGAGGUGACCCUGCGGUGCCGGGCCCAGGACUUCUACCCCGCUGACAUCUCCCUGACCUGGCUGCGGGAUGGAGAGGAGCGGGUCCAGGACGUGGAGUUCAUUGAGACCAGGCCCGCGGGAGACGGGACCUUCCAGAAGUGGGCAGGUGUGGACGUGACCUCGGGCCAGGAAGAGAAGUAUACCUGCCGAGUGCAGCACGAAGGACUGCCUAAGCCCCUCACCCUGAAGUGGGAGCCAGAGUCCUCAUCCACCUGGUUCAUUGUGGGGGUCAUUGGUGCUGUCCUCAUCAUCAUCAUCAUUGCUGGACUUGCGAUCUGGAGGAUAAAGACUUUAAGGAGGGGGUCUUAG
Messenger RNA from Vombatus ursinus (common wombat), 1352 nucleotides. Its product is annotated as class I histocompatibility antigen, Gogo-A*0201 alpha chain-like. NCBI's taxonomy places the organism in Eukaryota, Metazoa, Chordata, Mammalia, Diprotodontia, Vombatidae. The record is from RefSeq and is a predicted model, not a curated record. The coding region runs from base 255 to 1352 and encodes 365 amino acids. Gene Ontology annotation, biological process: immune response. The transcript is spliced from 5 exons. Gene Ontology annotation, cellular component: external side of plasma membrane.